Molecule: messenger RNA, 3237 nt
Organism: Symbiodinium sp. CCMP2592
Lineage: Eukaryota; Dinophyceae; Suessiales; Symbiodiniaceae
Source: the annotation of a GenBank genome assembly
AUGGCACGGCAGAAGUCGCCGGUCUCAGGCGAUUCUUUCCGCUCACGGGUAUCGCCCCAUGGCCCACCUCCGCCAGAGGAAGAGAUCCAGUUCCUGGAAAGUCUCGGUGAUGUCAGCCCUGACACCAGCAACCGAUGGAGCUCGACGUCGUUUGCGGACGACCUCCGUGUGGCGCUGGGUAGCCGAGCCGAUGUCCGCCGCAUUGUGCAGCAGCAAACUCAAGGCACAUUCGGCCGCAUAGAUGAGGACUCGAUCGGCGGUCGCAGUUCUGGUGCUGGAGGCUCCGGCGAGCCUCACUUCGAGUUCAAGCUCCGAGAGUUCUGGCAUCGGGCGGUGGACGAAGAGCCGCUUGCCGAGGGCCCCAGCGGCCCCAGCGGCGGUCGCAAGCACAGCAGCAGUGCUCAAAUGGUUUUUCCGGACUCGUCGAAAGCGAUCAUAGGAGGAUCUGCGCGGGAGUCCGUGCUUCCCUUCAUCCAGCAUCCCGGAAGUCCUCUCCGAGCCUGGUGGGACGUUCUGGGGAUGACUUUGCUCACCUUUGACAUAGUCGUGAUCCCACUGCGCUUCUUUGACCCACCGGAGACACUCGUCCUGGUGAUCAUGUCCUGGGUGACACAGCUAUUUUGGAACUUGGACAUCCUUGUCUCCUUCAUUACCGGCUACUACCACAAGGGCAUCCUCGUGCUCGAUCUCAGGCGCAUCGCCAAGCACUAUGCGACCACGUGGUUUCCCUUCGAUGCUACCGUCGUGGGAAUCGAUUGGCUUCUUUAUGGCCUAGAGGGGCGGAACCAAACCGCCGGUGUGGCCCGUCUUUCGAAGACGGUACGAAUCCUUCGAUUCUUGCGCCUGGUCCGGCUUGCCAGGCUCGCGAAGGUCAGCACCAUGGUGGAAGCUCUCCAGGAGCAGGUCAACUCACAAGUGGCAACGAUCCACUACAGCAUCUUCAAGAUCAUCGGCCGGAUGAUGCUGCUGAAUCACGUGAUCGCUUGCUCCUGGUGGGGCAUCGCGCAGCUGGACGAGGGCCAGCCAAACUGGAUCACCGAGAACCAGCUGGAGGACCGCUCCAUUGAAUACCAGUACAGCACUGCGCUGCACUGGUCCUUAACCCAGCUGGGCGUGGGGCAGACGAACAUCGAGGCGGUGAACUUCGCCGAGCGGCUGUUCUCCAUCUUCAUCACUUUUUGCGCGUUGAUCACCUUCUCCACGCUGGUGAGCUCGGUCACGUCUCUGAUGGCCAGCCUCCAGCGCCUAAAGACCGAGGAGAUCGAACAGUUCCGGUCUCUUCGGCGCUUCCUCGUGCAGAACGAGAUUCCCGCCGACCUCGGGCAUCGGGUUACGCGCUUCCUGCAGUAUACCUAUGCUUUGAGGCACGAGGCGCUGAGCCUUGAUGUUCACCUGCCCAUCCUCAACCUGUUGUCCAAGCCCUUGCAAGCGGAGCUCCAACUGGCGAGAUACCGGGAGUGUCUGCGCGAGUGCGCCUUCUUUGACCGACUGUUGCAGCACGACAGCUUCCACGUGGUCAGGGUGCUUCGGGAGGUGGCGACGGGCUGCCUCAGCCAUGCUGUUCUGGCGGCUGGCGAUGUGGCCUUCGCAGCCGGGGCUGUGGCCUCCUCCGCAUAUUUCCUGGCAGGUGGUGCAUUCUGCUAUUCUCGGGAAGGCGUCAGGAGCAGCGUGCCUUGCCAGAAGUGGGUCGCGGAGAUGUGCCUCUGGACUCCCUGGCUCCAUGUCGGGGACCUCGUGUCGGAGGAGGUGUCUCGGGUGAUUGCCCUGGAAGUCACGAAUUUCUGCGAAUGCGUCGGCAAAGUCCUCGAAUCGAAGAUGCUGGGAGCUGCCUAUGCCGAGGAGUACGUUGCGAACCUGAACUCGCAACUUCAAUGGAGCGACGUUUGGUUCUACGAUGAUGACCGAGCCGAACAUGCCGCCACCGCUGUUUCGACGCGGCCUGUGCCGAGACCGCGAUGCUGUGGCACGUCACGACGCCGGAAGAAUCGUGUCAAUCCCAUCGUGCAUCGAGCCGUGCUGCCCUCUACCGGGGAAGCCUAUGCCGUCAAGGUCAUGGAGAUAUGUAUAGAGGCAGAAGAAGCCGCGAAUGUCAAGGAGACUCCAGCAUACCGCACCAUGGAGCAGGAGGUGAACGUGCUGCGUGCCAUGCUCCCAGAGCGGAUGUGGAGAGUUUGUAGGAGCCAUUCCCGAGUAGAACGGCAGGCUUUGCAGGCUUGGCCGACCAAGCCUGAGAUCGUUGAACCUUCCGUGCUGGUUUGCCCGAUCACACAGACGAUGUACCGCGACCCGGUCUUCGUUCCUGAGAGUGGCAACACCUACGAGCGUCAUGCGCUGGAGCAGUACUGGGAGACCUGCGUGCCGCCGCGGGACCCCUUGACCAACACCGUGCUGCAGCAGCGGACGGUGUACACGAACUGGGGAAUCCGAAGGGAGGUUCAAGGCUUCCUGGAGCAGCACCCGAGCUAUUUGCCCCAGGGCUGGGAGACGAGAGCCGUCCCCCGGCUCCCAGAGAAAGCGCCCACCAGCUCCCGGCCGCCCCGGGGGGCAAGGCUGAAGAGGACUUGCCUUUGCGUCCUCACCGUCGUGGGCUCACUCGCAGUGGUGGUGCACCAAGUCUACGAGGAGUCUUUCUGGCCUCGGCUGUCGAUUGCCGAGGACCUCGCCGACCAGGGGCCUUACCUGAAGGUCCCCAAGGGCUCCAGGCUCGAAGCCCGCGAGGUGAACGGCCGCCUCAUUGUAAAGAUCCCACCACCCGGUCUUCGGCUUGACAUUUUGGGGCAGGUCUUGUUCUCCAUUCUGUGGCUCUCGUUCGUCUGCUACUGGACCAUUGCAGCCGUCAGCAGCGGAGUGCCUUGGACCUUCAUCCCCUUCUCGCUGCCCUUUUGGGCCGUCGGCUUCAUGUUGCUGUUCAGCACCAUCUUGACCCCCAGCCUCUCACAAACGCUGAUUGCCGGCUCCGCCGACUAUCAGGUGACAUCUCAGGUCUCUCGCCUGUCACUUUCGCAAGUGACUGCCAACGUGACCGACCUCCAGGAGAACCCCGGCGUCCUGUGCAUCUCUGAUGCAGACUGCCGGCUGGUACUGCAGGACGGUGUGCAGGAGGUGGUCUUCGGUUCCGACCUCCGGCCUGCCGAGGUGCGAUGGAUCCAAAAGCAGCUUUGCCGACACUGGGGUGUCGAGAGCACGCGGUGUCUGGAGAGGAGUGUGCUGAACUCUGACCUUGAAGCCGUUUCGUGA